GAACUCAGGAACUCAGCACGCUUGCGCAGACUUCCCACCUCCCCCUUCUCCUAGGGGCAAAGGGCAGGCAGUUCAGGUCUGGCAGCAGAGUUGCUGGACUGCUGGCCAUGGCGAAACCGGAGUGGGAGUCCCUGGAGCAAUGCUUGGAGAAGCACCUGCCACCUGCAGACUUGAAGGAGGUGAAGCGCAUUCUGUAUGGCAAGGAGACCAGGAAGCUGGAUUUGCCCAGUGGUGCUUGGGAAGCCGCCGCCAGAGGGGACUUCGAACUGCAAGGCUAUGGCUUCCAGGCAGCCGAGGAGCAGCUGAGACCACCCCGCCUCGUGCGUGUGGGGCUGGUGCAGAACAGAACGCCCCUCCCCACAGAUGCCCCUGUGGCAGAGCAGGUCUCAGCCCUCCACAGACGCAUAGAAGCCAUCACAGAGGUGGCCGCCAUGUGCGGCGUCAACAUCAUCUGCUUCCAGGAGGCGUGGACUAUGCCCUUUGCUUUCUGCACGAGAGAGAAGCUGCCGUGGACAGAGUUUGCCGAGUCAGCGGAGGACGGCCCCACCACCCGCUUCUGUCAGAAGCUGGCCAAGAAGCAUGAGAUGGUGGUGGUAUCACCCAUCUUAGAGCGGGACCGAAAUCAUGGAGACGUCUUGUGGAACACGGCUGUGGUGAUCUCCAAUUCAGGAGCCGUCCUGGGCAAGACCAGGAAGAACCAUAUCCCCAGAGUGGGUGAUUUCAAUGAGUCAACCUACUACAUGGAGGGGAAUCUGGGCCACCCCGUGUUCCAGACACAGUGGGGGAAGAUUGCUGUGAACAUCUGCUACGGACGCCACCACCCCCUCAACUGGCUCAUGUACAGCCUCAACGGGGCCGAGAUCAUCUUCAACCCGUCGGCCACUAUUGGGGCGCUCAGUGAGUCGCUGUGGCCGAUCGAAGCCAGAAACGCAGCCAUCGCCAACCACUGCUUCACAUGUGCCAUCAACCGCGUGGGCGAGGAGCACUUCCCUAAUGAGUUCACCUCUGGAGAUGGAAAGAAGGCGCACAAGGAUUUUGGUCACUUUUAUGGCUCCAGCUACGUGGCAGGCCCUGACAGCAGCCGGACUCCUGGGCUCUCCCGGAACCGGGACGGGCUGCUGGUUGCCGAGCUUGACCUAAACCUCUGCCGGCAGGUGAAUGACAUCUGGAACUUCAAGAUGACCGGCAGGUAUGAGAUGUAUGCUCGGGAACUGGCCGAAGCUGUCAAGCCUAACUACAGCCCCAUCGUCCUGAAGGAGUAGCUGGUUCUGCUCUUGCCUGCCUGUCUACUGGCUGCUGCCUGAAUGCUGGCUAUCCAGAUUGGUUUUAAAAUGCUUGCGCAGAGCCACGGAGACAGGGAGGGGAACUGCUUAGCAGGUGCAAGGCUUCCUUCAAAGCUAAAAGGAGGGGAUGGUUGCAGCACAUUGCCACAUGCCAAAUACCACUGCCUGAUUUGCGUACCGUAACAUGUUUCAUUUGCUGUGAUGCGAAUUUCACCUCAAAUUAAGAAAUAAUGCCCAGUGGGCAUUCAGUACAGCUCCUGCUUGGGACACCCACACGCUGUAUGCAAGCGCCUGCGUUCACAUCCUGGCACUGCUUCCAAUGCAGCAUCAUGCCAGUGAGCACCCUGCUUGGGUCCCUGCUGCCUGCAUCAAGAGGUACAGAUGACAUCCCAGGCUCCGGGCUUCAGCCUGGGCCCAGCCCUGAUGACUUAUACUGGAUAUUUGGAGUGUGAGCUAGCUAUUAAAAGAUCUGUCUGUGUCCCCAUGC
Messenger RNA from Ochotona princeps (American pika), 1770 nucleotides. It is a transcript of the gene UPB1, whose product is annotated as beta-ureidopropionase 1. Bases 108 to 1262 code for a protein of 384 amino acids. The record is from RefSeq and is a predicted model, not a curated record. Lineage: Eukaryota; Metazoa; Chordata; Mammalia; Lagomorpha; Ochotonidae. Gene Ontology annotation, molecular function: beta-ureidopropionase activity. The transcript has 10 exons.